CUUCUCCUCUCUCCCAGUCUGCCGCCUCUUCUUAUACCCUCCUCCUCCUCACCCACCCCUACCCGCGUCCUUCACCCCAUCGGCGGUCUCCCCGGAGUUGUCUAAACCCCAAUCGCCCCCAAAUCUCCAACGCAGCUAACAAGCCUCGCACCGGAGUCUCCGAGGAGGAAGCAUGAGUCGCCACCCGAUCACUAAGUGGGCUCAGAGGUCCGACAAGGUGUUCUUGACGAUCGAGCUGCCAGACGCCAAUGAUGUGAAGUUGAGCUUGAAGCCUGAGGGCCAUUUCAACUUCUCGGCAAAGGGCGCCGAUGACUUGCCUUACGAGCUUGACCUUGAGCUGUUUGAUGCUGUGAAUGUGGAGGAGAGCAAGGCGGCCGUUGCCCCAAGGACCAUAUGCUACCUUAUCAAGAAAGCUGAGAGCAAGUGGUGGCCGAGGCUGAUGAAGGAGGAGGGCAAGCCACCUGUUUUCUUGAAGGUUGACUGGGACAAAUGGCAGGAUGAGGAUGAUGAGGAUGUCGGAUUUAAUGACAUUGGUGAUAUGGACUUUUCGAAACUGGGCAUGGGAGGUGCUGAUGAUGAUGAUAUUGAGGAUGAUGAUGAAGAUGAUGUGGUUGAAAGCGCUAACAAAGAUGAAGAAGGCAGCAAGGCAGAGGAGAGCAAGGGGGAGGAAGCUCCAGCAGCAGCUGCAGAGGAAGGGAAGCCAUGAAAAGCCUUUUUACUUUGCUCAACACCAUCGAUGACUGCCCACGGUCUCUAGCUAGAUGCUCCCUUGGGUUUUUUUUAUGUAAAAUCGGAGAAUGGAUCGCUCACUGCCUAUGAAGUAAAGAAAAACAAUCAUGUUGUUGUAGUAUUUGGCUAAACCUUGUGAACGACUGGUCUUAAUAUUUUGGUCAAAGCUUAUUUGCAUCCA
Molecule: messenger RNA, 910 nt
Organism: Phragmites australis (common reed)
Lineage: Eukaryota; Viridiplantae; Streptophyta; Magnoliopsida; Poales; Poaceae
Product: co-chaperone protein p23-1-like
Exons: 6
Coding region: 173-706 (177 amino acids)
Biological process (GO): chaperone-mediated protein complex assembly; protein folding
Cellular component (GO): cytosol; nucleus
Molecular function (GO): Hsp90 protein binding; protein-folding chaperone binding
Source: RefSeq, a predicted model, not a curated record